This is a messenger RNA of Capsella rubella, 733 nucleotides long. Its product is annotated as classical arabinogalactan protein 2. Lineage: Eukaryota; Viridiplantae; Streptophyta; Magnoliopsida; Brassicales; Brassicaceae. The coding region runs from base 94 to 501 and encodes 135 amino acids. The record is from RefSeq and is a predicted model, not a curated record. The transcript has a single exon.
UUGUUUCCACACCAUCAACAAAUUACACAAAGACAUAACAAAGACAAGAAGAAGAAGAAGAGUUUCAAGUUUUAGACAAAAGAAGAAGUAAAGAUGAAUUCUAAGGCAAUGCAAGCUUUGAUCUUUCUUGGUUUCUUGGCCACUUCAUGUCUCGCUCAAGCUCCGGCUCCAGCACCAACCACCGUUACUCCUCCACCUACGGCUCUUCCUCCCGUGACUGCUGAAACACCUUCACCAGUUGCUUCACCUCCGGUUCCAGUCAACGAGCCAACUCCAGCACCAACCACCGCACCAACCACUUCUCCAACAACAUCUCCCGUUGCUUCUCCUCCUCAGACCGAUGCCCCUGCUCCUGGUCCAUCCGCUGGAUUAACUCCAACUCCAGCUCCAGCUCCAGGACCAGACGGUGCCGCUGAUGCACCAAGUGCCGCGUGGGCUAACAAAGCUUUCCUUGUGGGAACAGCUGUUGCCGGAGCUUUAUACGCUGUCGUUUUGGCUUAGAGAGCUCUUGAUGGAUUUGGAUAUAUAUCCUCUGCUUUCUAUUACUGUUUUAUUUUUAAUUACUUCUUCUCGUUCAUAUUUGUCUUUGUUUUAUUUUUUUUUCUUUUACUAUUGUUAUUAUUUUGACGUGGGACAUGUAUAAUUCGUUGGGGCUGAGGAUGAACAUAGAGAGACGAUAUGGUGUAAUAUCUAUUCUUUUUUUAUAUAUAAAUUAAAAUAAUUCUUUGAAAUA